Clarias gariepinus (North African catfish) is the source of this 3616-nucleotide messenger RNA. RefSeq names its product ST3 beta-galactoside alpha-2,3-sialyltransferase 2 (gene st3gal2). The record is from RefSeq and is a predicted model, not a curated record. The transcript is spliced from 6 exons. Bases 263 to 1318 code for a protein of 351 amino acids. NCBI's taxonomy places the organism in Eukaryota, Metazoa, Chordata, Actinopteri, Siluriformes, Clariidae. Gene Ontology annotation, molecular function: beta-galactoside (CMP) alpha-2,3-sialyltransferase activity.
CCCGCGGACAGACCAAGAGAGCUCUGUUCCUGUCUUUCUAGCUGUUUAUGUGUGUGUGUCAGCAGGCGAGCUGACGGGCACAGAGGGCAGGCUGGGCACGGUGGCAGGAGCCGGUGCAUGGCUGUGGGGGGGUCGCACGGCGUGCGCUCCUCAGCAGAGAGAGAGCCGCUGGGGUUCGGGCUUUGGCUGGGCUCGGACACAGCGGUCCUGGGGGCCCAGCGGGGUGCCGGCCGAGCGGGGUUCUCGGGCAUCAUCGGGGGGCAUGCGCUGCUCUCUGCGCUUGUGGGUGCUCCUGGCAUCGUUGGCCCUCCUCUUCCUCACCUCCCUGCUCUUUUCAUUCUCACUGAGGGGAGGCCCUGGCCUGUCCUACCUGGAGUCUCCUGGGUGGGAAGAGUCACGGCAGGUGAAGCUGGUGCCAAACUACGCAGGCUCUCACAAGCUGGUUUCCGCCAAGGGCAGGCAGCAGAAGACGUGUGCCUGUAACCGCUGCGUGGACGACCCGGGCAUGUCCGAUUGGUUUGAUGAGAAUUAUGAGCCAAACAUCUCGCCCGUAUGGACACGGGAAAACAUCCAGCUGCCUGCAGAUGUUUACUACUGGUGGGUGAUGUUGCAGCCUCAGUUUAAGCCCCACAGUAUCCAACAGGUGCUGCUGAAGCUCUUCCAGGUCAUCCCCGGACGCUCGCCGUACGGCUCAUGGGACCCCGCGCGGUGCAUACGCUGUGCUGUGGUGGGCAACUCGGGCAACCUACGCGGAGCAGGCUACGGCUCAGUGAUUGACAGCCACACCUAUAUCAUGAGAAUUAACCUGGCACCCACCGUGGGCUAUGAAGAAGACGUGGGCAGUCACACCACCCACCAUUUCAUGUACCCAGAAAGUGCCAAGAACCUGGCUGCCAACGUCAGCUUUGUUCUGGUGCCCUUCAAGACUCUGGACUUGCUGUGGAUCACCAGCGCCCUCUCGACUGGCCAAAUCCGCUUUACUUAUGCUCCAGUAAAGCAGUUUCUGCGUGUAGACAAGGACAAGGUUCAGAUCUUCAAUCCUGCAUUUUUCAAGUAUAUCCAUGACCACUGGACACGGCACCAUGGCCGCUACCCCUCCACAGGCAUGCUGGUCCUCUUCUUCGCCCUGCAUGUGUGUGAUGAGGUGAAUGUAUUUGGCUUUGGUGCAGACAGCCGGGGGAACUGGCACCACUACUGGGAACAGAACCGCUACUCUGGAGAGUUCCGUAAAACAGGUGUUCAUGAUGCAGAUUAUGAGGCUCAGAUCAUAAAGCACCUGGCCAAAGCUGGCAAGAUCACAGUUUUUCCUGGAAAGUGACAACAGUGUUGACGAAAGGAGCCACUGAUCAAUCGACCAACCAACCAACCAACCGACCACGCAAGCCCUGCUCCUGCUCUUUUUCCUUUAUACCCGCAUACUGUGCCUCAUAGUGGUGUGGGAUCAGGAACCCUCAGUGUUGGUGGUUAUUUCCAAGCCUACCCUGACCCGGAAGAGGAACUUGUUCCACGAUGACCAACCACACGUUCUCCUCGUUCAGCACAGGAUGUUUUUCUAGUGCUGCAUAAACAUGAAGAACCUAUUUAAGUAGUGACCUUGAUGGUUGUCAAUCAGCCCACUAAUUCCCACCUCUUGCGUGUGCUCAGCCCUACAGUAUGAUCAACCUAAUACGUGCUCAUCGACUUUGAGAUAGUUACCUCCUUGAGCAGAUCCAGACUGUGUGUUAAUCAUGCCACCCUGCAUGAUCACUGCAAGUGCCAGGUUACAUGCUCUUACAUAAAAAUGGAGCUUUUUUACGUUGUAUUAUAUCUUUUAUGGUUACAUUUUAUCAUGUCGACUCUGCAUCACUGUGCUGUCACAGACGUACGAACAGAUGUUAGUCACCGUCAUCAUGUGUUCAAUUAAUUUAAUAAGUAAUUACCACAAACAGCUGAUUGUAAAGUGGAACACUCAGCGCCUUCAGAUCAUUUCUUAAACAGAAAACACUUAUUUACUCCAGUGUAUCAAUCAGUGUUUAGACGUAUAUUUGUGAAGCACAUUUUAAGCAGUGUUAUUUGUUUUUGUAUCGCCUGCAGAGGUAGGGAUGAAAUGUCUCUUAAUUAGAGCCAGUGUUAUCCACACACCAGGAACAAAGAAUUAUUUUCUGACUACUGAGGGGAAAGUAUUACAAGGUAUUGGAGCCUGGUGACAUCGGUGUGUGUCGAGUUAAAACUCAGCCUUUAUGUCGAAUCCUGCUAACUGGGAUUAAACCAUGUUUCAGUGCAAUUAGGUGUUUAUAGGAGAAUUCUAGUGCAAAUAGUUCUGUAAAUUUUAAAGUUUUAUUUACUUGUUUGUUUUACAGUCAAUCUUUUCCACCAUCUGUUGUGUUCAGCGCAGUGGUCUGUGGAAAAGUUUCAGGGUGCUCUAAACUUCCUGCUUUGGCUUAGUCCAUGGUUUCAUAUUCAGGUACAGUAACCCCCUUUUUUUUUUUUUGAUGUAGACCUAAACAGAUGCUUGCGUGCCUUGUCCUUGCUGUGGAGACAUCCUCCUUGCAGUAAAACAAACAAAAAAAAUUAAAAACAGACUGAGCAGUUCUUCUUACUCUGCAUUUUCAGCCCACCUGCUCUUCAUCACGUACACACAAACACCUGUGAUGUCAUUUCAGCUCUUUUACCGUGCUUUUUUUUAUUUAUUUUAUUAAAUGCACACUCCUGCAUACCAUAUUAUGAGGUAUUGGCUUUAUGAUCAUUCCAAUAAUUCCCUACUAAACAUUAUCUGAGGAGGAAUCUGUUAUAAGAGUUGAAUAUUGUAGAAACCCAGAUAUGCUUGCGAGAUCAUAUAGUGCAUUAAUGAUAAUUAAGUAAAGCAUUAAGGAUUGAGGCAGUUAUUGUAACAACUGAUUAAAUAAAUACACAAUUCUCCUCCCUGUGAAAAUAUUCCUUUAAAAUGUGUAAUUCAUCACCAAAGAAUCCCACAAACAAAGCUUUUCCAAAGUGUCAAAUUUUUAAUGAAAACAUCUAAAAAGCAAAUGCUUAAAGAGAUUUGAGGGUUUUUGUAUUUGCUUUGCUGCAGUCUUUGUUCCCUUAAUCGGACAAGGAUGACAUUUACAUUUCUGGUGGUCUUGCAGGGGAUAAAAAUAAUAAAUUGUCCCAUUUAAUUAUAAUGUGCUUUCAAAUCAAGACAGUCUGACUUUACUCGCAUCUGUUUGUGUUUUAAAACGUCACUGUCAUUUUUAUGUCAAUGACCUCUAGAUCUGUGCCUGCCUCCUUCAAUGAGGAGUUUCCCUUUUUUCCCUGGGGUUACAGUGUUGUUAAAUGCAGCUAGUUUGGAAGACUGAGGUUUUGUAUUACGGUUCAUUGUAAUUUUUGGAAGUGAAAGCCCCUCUGUGCUGAUGUUUAUACUGACCUGACUUGAUUGAUUUGUCUGACCUAAAGCCUUUCAAACAAACCACUGACAACACACUGUACAUAUCCUGCUAGUAUUUUAUUAUGCUUCUAAUUAGAACGCCAACUUGUUAAUGGUGUAGUGACGGUCAUCAGCUCUCUCUCUUUCCUGUUCCAACCUCCUCAUGUGUAUGUGUAAUUAUGGACUGUUUUUAUCUUAUGCUAUUGUAACAAAUAAAUGCAUACAGUACACAGA